Ophidiomyces ophidiicola is the source of this 777-nucleotide messenger RNA. RefSeq lists its product as uncharacterized. The record is from RefSeq and is a predicted model, not a curated record. NCBI's taxonomy places the organism in Eukaryota, Fungi, Ascomycota, Eurotiomycetes, Onygenales, Onygenaceae. The coding region runs from base 1 to 777 and encodes 258 amino acids. The transcript has a single exon.
AUGGCUGACGUGAUCGAAGACAUCGAAGCCGCCCUGAACGCAGCUUCGUCCCUCUCGCCGCCCGACCUCCCCGACUCGUCCAAGAAAAACAAGCAGCCCAAGAACACAGACGAGAAGGAGAAGGAGAACAGCUCUGCCUGCUCUCCGCUCAACACUUGCCUGAUGCUCGUCUUUGCCGCCGGCGUGGUGGUGCUCAUCACCUUCAUGAUCAUCAGCAACGGCAACGGAGACUCGCCCGUCCGCCGUCCUCGUCUGCCCAUCCGCCACCACGGCUCGCUGGCCUCCGUCCACCUACCGCCCGAAGUCUCGUGCGGCCACUCGCACGCCGAUGCCGUGGCCCGCAACUGCGCCUUCGACGUGCUGGCCGCCGCCUGGAUCCCGCCGCGCUGCCACGACCGCGACCUGGCUCGCGAUGCGCAGGCUCCCGAUACCCCCCUCGCGCGCCUCGGCGGUGCCGGGCCCUUCCCGUGGUGGGCGGACGCCAACCACACGCUCCCCAUUGCGCCGCACCAGCUGGCCGUGCAGCCCGACAUGCGCGCCUUUACCUGGGAGACCUUUCACGUCGCACACUGUCUCUACAAGUGGCGUGCGCUGCGCAACGCUGCCGAGCGCGUUGCCCGUGGCGAGCGCGACGUCUGGGUGCACGACCAGCUGCUGGCUGCCGGCCAUAUCGACCAUUGCACCCAGGUCAUCGCCAGCCAGCCCCAGCGUGCCGGCGCCCGAGCCGAGGUGCGCUUCGCCUUUGGCCGCUGCGUUAGACUUGAUCCCGUUGCCUGA